Molecule: messenger RNA, 207 nt
Organism: Paramecium sonneborni
Lineage: Eukaryota; Ciliophora; Oligohymenophorea; Peniculida; Parameciidae
Source: the annotation of a GenBank genome assembly
AUGGGUUGUUCAUAAGCUAAGAAUAAAUAGUCAAUCUCAAUCAACCUUAUGUCAUCAAAAUCCUAUGAAGCAAUGACUUAAUCAAAUUUUUAAAAGGACAAUAAUAAAUUUAAUAUACAUAAGAAUCCCAUCUUCAAAAGAAGAACUGAAAAGAGAAAUAAAAUGUCUCAAAGCACAGCAUGUACUCCAACUUUAAUUACAUAAUGA